AUCCAAUAUCCCCUCUCUUCUUUUCAAACAUUCCUCUCCAACUCCACUUUUCUCUCUCCUCACUCUGCCACCAUUUUAUAUCUCCCUUCCUCCCUCAGCAACUGCUCACACAUCUCCCAAUUCCCAAAUCCCUCUCUCAUGAAAAUGGCCGAUGAUGAUGCUGUGGAAGGAGCAGGCUACUGGCUCCCCUCUGAGUUUCUCACAGACGACGAUUUCGUCGUCGACAAAGAGAAUUCCGACUCCAAACGCUUCUUCCCCACUGAAUUCCCCUGCAAUUUUCAAAUUCAGUCAAAAAACGACGCCGUUGUCGAUCUCGAUCUCGCCGGCGAAAUCGCGAAGCUGAACCUGAACCUGAACCCUUCCCCGCCGCCAAAUGCAUCGAUUGCUAAAACGGGGAGCCUCUUUCCUCCCCAAUUCGGAAACAUUGGCCCGAAGGCAGGGCGAGGAGGAGGAGGAGCGUGGGCCCGAAAUCGAGGCGCGGUGGCUCAAGGAGGCGCCGCUGCGGCUAAAAAGGCGUGCGCUGGAACAGGAGUGUUUUUGCCUCGCCGGUACGACCUCGCCGCUGUCAAUUCUCACCCGGCCGCAGCCCCUCGCCGGAGUCCAGCUUAUCCCUAUCAAGGUAGAGAAGCCGCUCAAAUCCACACCAAGCCUCUACCGUCUCGUUUCGUCGAGAACGAAACCAAGCCUCUGCCUCCGCCCAAGAUCGCCUCGGAUCAUUAUUCGGCUGUGGCUCGAAGGCGUGACUUGGUGCUGCGGCUACGUCAGCAACGCAGCCAGACUCCGGUGGCGGAAGGGUCACAGAUGAUUGGGUGCGACCAUCUGCGCCUCCCGGUGGAGUGGACUUACUGAUGGAUGUUACUCCCUAGUUUUUACCUUUGUUUUUUACCAAGUAUAAUGUGAUGAUCAAGUGUGUGUAAAGUAGGUAAUAAGCAGAUUAUAAAAAUGUAGGGAAGAUUUGAAUUGGAGUAGAAAUGUCAAAUGGGAGGUCAGAGGUGGUGUUGGUUUGGUUGGUUUUUCUUAAAUACAGUAACAUUUUUUUGUGGACAAGGGCCAUUUGUUUGUUUGAUAGUAGUAAUAAUUUUUUGAAUGCAAA
Molecule: messenger RNA, 1093 nt
Organism: Salvia hispanica
Lineage: Eukaryota; Viridiplantae; Streptophyta; Magnoliopsida; Lamiales; Lamiaceae
Source: RefSeq, a predicted model, not a curated record